AGCACACGCUAGUAAUGAAGAUUUCCUGUUAUUUUCUGAGCUCACGUUUCCGGUAAAAUGUCGGUUUUUCACGACGAAGUCGAGAUCGAGGACUUUGAAUAUGACGAGGACACGGAGACAUAUUACUUCCCCUGUCCCUGCGGAGACAGAUUCGCCAUCACUAAAGAGGAUCUGGAGAACGGAGAGGAGGUGGCGCCGUGUCCGAGCUGCUCCCUCAUUGUUAAAGUCAUCUACGAUAAGGACUUGUUCGUAUCUGGAGAAAUCAUCGAAGCUCCGUCAUCUUCAGAGAGCAGACUGGAGCUGGCUCAGUCCUGACCCCCCACCCCCCACAGACUGAUGCUUUAAGCACGUUAUUUAUGCAGAGACACUUUUUAUGUUGAACACAUGGAGGAAAGACGGAUUUAAACUUCUUCCAAAGUGUUUUAGCAGGUUGAUAACAAACAUGACAAACUCACUGAUUUUUUUUUCUCUUUAAAGUUUCAUUGAGGUAGUGUGGAUUGUUUUGAAAAGCUGAUGCGUUCAGGUGCUGCUGGGAAACAUCAGGCUCUUCACUGCCACCAACAUUUCAUCAGUGGGUUCAUACUGUGUGUUUGUCUCCAGGUUUUUAACAGUCAGAUUAAAAAAGAACGUUUGACCUGAUGGAGAAUCCAGGUCAGGUGAGCAGAACCCCCCCCCCCCCCCCAGCAGAGCCACAGCAGAGGGGGGAGUGAUGAUGCGUUUCAGAUGAACUGAAAGCAGUCUUUUCCUUGUCCUUUCACAAUAAAAGCCUCACUGUGAGCAUCAGUGUUUUGUCUUUGAGAAUGUGACUGAGCUGAUUCACUGAAAGACUUCGGGCGUACAGUGUCUUUGUCCAUGAGGACCCAGGUGGUUGAGGAUGGACUGAAAUUCUCCAGGGCAGGAACUGUUUUUUGUUUCUGUCCCUGUCUCUCAAGGUGGUCCUGGUCUGAAUCGGUGAACUUUGAGUUCUAUCACCCAAAGUGAAGACUCUGAGGGAAACUUGUAAAAGUCUCAGUCAGAGUCAGAAAGCUCCUGAGCCCCCUGAAGAGUCUGAGCUUUCACUCUACAGAUUUAAAAGAAAGAACAAAUCAGAGUGAAAAGACAGUUCUGUGAAAACUACCAGCAGCGGGAAGUUUUACAGUGAGUCUCCUGGCUGCAGUCAGAGAGUGGAGGAUGUAAAGUCGUUACUUUGGGUUAAAGGUAAAAACAAAAUCAGAUCGAUACUGAAGUGACAUCUUAUCUCAGAACAGCUUCUGUCACAUAAAGGCUCUGAUCCCUGUUCAUCAUGUAUUUCAUUACAUGAAUUUCCCCUAGAGGAUAAAUAAAGUAUCGAUCCAGCAACCCAUCUCUCCGUUGAUCUAUAUCUAUCUAUCGAUAUAUCGAUCUCUCUAUCCAUCUCUUGUGGCGGCAGCAGAGCUUUCUCUCUGAAGCUAGCUUGACUUCCAGCUGUUUGAGCCACAUGAUUGGAAUAAACUGGGGUGAAGUGUGAGACGACUGGCUGCAGGGACAGAUUUCACACCAGAGACACAUGAGGACGUCCUGCUGGGAAACAGCUGAUGUUCAGACACAGACUGACACCAUAUGAUUAAUAAUAAACAGAGCUAACUGCUAACGCUAGCUCUCACCUGUCACCUGUCUGACUGCUGCUCACCUGCUGAAGCUUUGAUGA
Messenger RNA from Seriola dumerili (greater amberjack), 1666 nucleotides. It is a transcript of the gene dph3, whose product is annotated as diphthamide biosynthesis 3. The transcript has 3 exons. Gene Ontology annotation, molecular function: metal ion binding. Lineage: Eukaryota; Metazoa; Chordata; Actinopteri; Carangiformes; Carangidae. The coding region runs from base 58 to 315 and encodes 85 amino acids. The record is from RefSeq and is a predicted model, not a curated record. Gene Ontology annotation, biological process: protein histidyl modification to diphthamide.